Molecule: messenger RNA, 3096 nt
Organism: Culex quinquefasciatus (southern house mosquito)
Lineage: Eukaryota; Metazoa; Arthropoda; Insecta; Diptera; Culicidae
Gene: dsh
Product: segment polarity protein dishevelled
Exons: 3
Coding region: 266-2197 (643 amino acids)
Biological process (GO): canonical Wnt signaling pathway; intracellular signal transduction
Cellular component (GO): cytosol
Molecular function (GO): frizzled binding
Source: RefSeq, a predicted model, not a curated record
AAAAGAACAAGGACGGCGAGAUGCAGUUUGCUGGUGGAGCGAACAAGACAGAUGUUCCAGCCUGACGUCACGCAGCAGAAAGCAGCAGUCUCGUCGUCGGUCGACGACGUCGCCGUCGUCGUCUUCGUUGUUCUAGAAAAGCCUCCAGAGUGAACGGUGGAACGGUGAAGUGAUUUGAAGCGAGCUUAACACGGUUGUGUGUUCAACAAACAAGUGACAAUUUGUGAACGUUUGGGAAACGCAAAAAAAAAGAAGAAGUGUUAGAAUGUAUACCAUGGACGAUAAGACGUCGUCCGGGAGUGGGGGAGGGGCGAGUGUGAGCGGGUGCAGUGGGGAAACGAAGGUCAUUUAUCACAUUGACGAUGAGACGACGCCGUACUUGGUCAAGAUCCCACUGCCGUCAGCCCAGGUCACGCUGAAGGACUUUAAGCUGGUGCUGAACAAACAGAACAUCAACUACAAGUACUUCUUCAAGUCGAUGGACGCCGACUUUGGCGUGGUGAAGGAGGAGAUUGCAGACGAUUCCACAAUAUUGCCAUGCUUCAACGGGAAGGUCGUGUCGUGGCUGGUGACGGCCGACGGUUCGAACCAGUCGGACUGUUCCGAGAUGCAACCGUCGGAGAUCAUCGAUGGGCGGCCGACGUUGGCUCAGCUGCGCACGAUGAACAAGCCGAUGAACAACAUGAUGAACAUCCCGAUGAACCCGUUGACGUACCAGUCCGCUUCGGUGGUAUCCAGCGAUCUGGACUCGACCAGCUUGUUCGAGACGGAGAGUGAAAUCACGCUGGAUCGGGACAUGACGGAGUGCAGUAGCGUGCAGCGAUUGCAGGUGCGGAAAAAGCCUCAGCGUCGUAAAAAGCGGGCACCAACCAUGUCCCGAACGUCGUCGUACAGUUCCAUAACCGACUCAACGAUGUCGCUGAACAUAAUUACGGUGCAGAUUAACAUGGACACGGUCAAUUUCCUCGGUAUCUCGAUCGUGGGUCAGUCGAAUCGGGGCGGCGAUGGAGGCAUCUACGUGGGCAGUAUCAUGAAGGGUGGAGCGGUGGCCCUGGACGGGCGAAUCGAGCCCGGUGACAUGAUCCUGCAGGUUAACGACGUCAACUUUGAGAAUAUGACCAACGACGAAGCGGUUCGGGUUCUGCGCGAGGUGGUCCAGAAGCCCGGCCCGAUCAAACUAGUAGUUGCCAAAUGCUGGGACCCGAAUCCCAAGGGGUACUUUACGAUACCCCGCACGGAACCGGUCCGGCCAAUAGACCCGGGGGCGUGGGUAGCGCACACCGCCGCCCUCCGCUCCCAGGACACCAUCAACACAGAACUGCCCGAGUCCGUGCUGGAGCGGCUACACGUCGACUUGGACAUGAAGGACAUCGUACGUGCAAUGACCAAACCCGACAGUGGCCUGGAGAUCCGCGACCGGAUGUGGCUGAAAAUCACUAUUCCUAACGCGUUCAUCGGCGCCGACGUCGUCAACUGGAUCCUCGAGAACGUGGACGGCAUUGGCGACCGGCGGGACGCCCGCAAGUACGUCUCCCUGAUGCUGAGGCGGGGCUACAUCAAGCACACCGUCAACAAGCUGACCUUCUCCGAGCAGUGCUACUACGUGAUCGGCAACGGCAUCCGGCAGGACAUCUCCGCCAUGUCGCUGGACGAUACGGAGAGCAUGCUCAGCGAUAUCGCCCCGCUGCCAAAUCCACCGAUCUACAUGACCUACUCCGGCAACUACAACCCGUCGCACGGCUACCAGCCCAUCCAGUACGGGUGCACCGGCGAGCGGCAUCCCUCGUCCGGCUCCAGCAGUUCCGACAUCCUGACCAGCAAGGACACGUCCGCCUCGCAGAGCGACAUCGCGGCCGUCAUCCAGCAAACCAACCAGAUGACGCUCGCGAACGCGUCCAACAAAUCGUCCGGAUCCUCGAACCGCGGUAAUGAGCAAGAUAUGUCAGAGUUUAAAAGUGGUGGCAUCCGUGGUGGAGGCGGCAGCGGCGGCGGUAGCAUCGGUGGCAAGCAGCAGUUCCAGCAGCAGCAGCAGCAGCAGCACCAACAGUUCCAGCUGACCAGUGGCAGUGCCAACGACGACGAGGGCUACGAGGAGAGUCUGUACUUCCAGCCGACGCGGACGCUCACCCGGAAGGACCAGCAGCAACAAGUCAUCUACCACAAUACCGGGGGUGGUGGCGGAUUCGGCAAGUUGUAAGAAGGGAAUUGGGAGUGUGAGGGAUGGUAAGGAAGAGUGGAGGGGGGGGGGGAGCAUGCCAAAAGUCUUCUUUAUCGAUCUUCCAUGCCAUGCAGAUUUUUUUUCAUGAUUGCUGUCAAAAAAUGUCCCAAAACUAACUCCAUUCGUCACAUCAAAAAGGGGAGAAUCUGUACCAUAAAUUGCCAAAAAAGGAGCAUUUCGUCGUGGUUGUGCUAUGUUGUCGCACGUGACUUUAUGACGUUUCGUAGAAAACAUAUUUUAACAUAACCUCACUUUUCGCCACACACAGCAAACGUCAAACCAGAAAAAAGUUGCUGACGCAUUGUUUGAGGUUUGUACUGGUUUGACGUUCGCUGAGAAUGCCAAAGAGUGAGGUUAUGUCGCUACAUGCCAACGGCAAUGUGAGUGAGCCACAAGUAUAAACAAAAAAUGUAAACAAUAGAAGGGAUUUCAAGGUUGACAAUCUGCAUCUGACUACGAUAAAUGUAUGCAAUGUAGCAACAUUAUUCUGAUUUUAAAUCAGGCUUUGAAUAUUUUUGAAAUUGAGACCGUGGCACUUACGACAACCUAGCACGAUGGCGACGAUUGCCAUUCUGGAAACAAUGUCCACAAAUCUGGAGCGACAAAAAUCACGAAACAAACAUCACAAAAUGAAGAAAGUUUUUUUUUCUGCCAACAACAGCUAUUUAAUGAUGGCAGGCCCAAAAAGACGGAAAUUUCGAAACAAAAGAGUGCAACUCUGCCAAGGGGAAGUUUUCGCUCUGUUUGAAAGCAAUUCAUUCCAAAUAUUAAGAGGGAUGAGUGUGUUUCGUCUGUCAAAGGCAAGAUGGCCCAAUUUUGAAGGAAGGGUCGAGAAUUUAAAGGUUUUUGUUAGUGCAAACUCGGAAAAACGCGAAAAA